UGACUGUAGUUGAAAAAGCUGUGUGGUUUACUAAAAUGAAAGGUGAUGAAUUUGUGGAUGUGAGGACAGAGGCAGAGUUUGCAGGUCGUGUUCAGUAUCACUGUGAUAACAAAGACUGCACUCUGAGUAUCACAGACCUGAGAGAGAGCGACUCAGCUGAGUACAAGUUCAGAUUUGUGACAAACCAACCAGGAGGGAAAUAUACUGGAUCACCUGGAGUCACUCUGUCUGUCACAGUUCUCCAGGCACAAGUGAUAAAAACUUGGCCAACCUUGUAUCCUACUUGGAAGAAGGUGACGUGUCAGAGCAGCUGUCGUCUACCUGAUCCUCUUUCCUAUGUCUGGUACCAGAAUGAAGUGAAUAUUGACAGAAAGGAGUCUUCUAUUGAAAAAUACUUUGAUGAUACAGACAGCAUUUCCUGUGCUGUAAAAGGAUACGAGAAGCUUCCCUCUCCUUCAGUGUGUGUUGGUGAUCAAACCUGUAACACAGUGACUUACACCAGCAGAAGCAUCUGUGCCCUCAAAGGUUCAUCAGUGGACAUUUCUUGCAUCUACAGUCAUACACAUCCUGCUGUGUCCAAAUUCUGGUUCAGUCCUGAACGUAGUCAUCAGUGGCAGCAUCGCUCACACCCCGAGGACCUCAGAACAGACUCCCACUAUGCAGGUCGUGUUGAGGUCAUUGAAACAGAGAGAGGACGCUCCACUCUGAGAAUCAGAGACCUGACAGAGAGGGAUUCAGCCGAGUAUCACUUUAAAUUCAAAACACAAAGCUUUGAAUGGAAGAGUAGUUUACCUGGAACAACUCUGAGUGUCGCAGCUCUGCAGGUGAAGGUGAGCAGAAUAAUAUCAGUCCAGCGGACUCAGACUGAGGCAGAGCUGAAGUGUCAAAGCAGCUGCAGUCCAGCUGGUCGUCUUUCUUACGUCUGGUUCAAGAACGGACAGAAAAACACGACACAGCAAACUUCUGCUUAUACAGACUACUUUAAUCCUGGAGACAACAUCUCCUGUGCUUUCUCUGGAUACGAGGAUUACCGCUCUCCAUCAGUGUAUCCUUUAAAGCUUCCCUCUGUGUCAGUGAGUCCCUCUGGUGAGAUAGUGGAGGGCAGUUCAGUCACUCUGACCUGUCGCACACAUGCUAAUCCAGCAGCUAAGAACACUUUGUACAAAGGCAACCAAAUCUUGCCUCUAACACCAGAAGGUAUUUAUAAUUUCGCGUCCAUCAGCUCUGAGGACAGAGGCAUCUACGACUGCAAGACUGAGGAUCAGCUCUCUGUGUCUUUAUUCAUAGAUGUCCAGUAUGCUCCAAAGAUUCCCUCUGUGUCAGUCAGUCCCUCUGGUGAGUUAGUGGAGGGCAGUUCAGUGACUCUGACCUGUAGCAGUGAUGCUAACCCAGCAGCUAACUACACCUGGUACAAGGAGGAUGAUGACUCAGCAAAAGCAUCUGGACAGAACUUCAUCAUCACUGACUUCAGACCUGAACACAGUGGGAGUUAUUACUGUGAAGCCCAGAACACAAGAGGACGUCGCAGCUCCACCUCCCAUCAUCUCACUGUUGUGACAGGGGAAUCAAUAAUAAUACAGAAUAUUAUCAGAUUAACUUUGGUGGUCCUGAUGCUGAUUCCUCUGCUUCUUGUGAUUUUGUGGAUGAGCUCUGAGGACAGAGGCAUCUACCACUGCAAGACUGAGGAUCAGCUCUCUGUGUCUUUAUUCAUAGAUGUCCAGUAUGCUCCAAAGAUUCCCUCUGUGUCAGUCCGUCCCUCUGGUGAGUUAGUGGAGGGCAGUUCAGUGACUCUGACCUGUAGCAGUGAUGCUAACCCAGCAGCUAACUACACCUGGUACAAGGAGGAUGAUAACUCAGCAAAAGCAUCUGGACAGAACUUCAUCAUCACUGACUUCAGACCUGAACACAGUGGGAGUUAUUACUGUGAAGCCCAGAACACAAGAGGACGUCGCAGCUCCACCUCCCAUCAUCUCACUGUUGUGACAGGCUCAUGGGAACUUCCUGUAAUCCUCUCAGUCUCUGUUACUGCUCUGGUCAUCAUACUCCUCUUUCUCCUGCUCUGGAUUAGAAGAUCAUUGAAACACCAAUCAGAGGCUGCAGAGAGGCCAGACAACGGAGCACAGACGGAUGAAAUUCAGUAUGCUGCUGUACAAUUUAGUACAAACCGGCCAGACUUUGCUAACUCCAACUCCAGCUCAGCUCAGCGUGACAGAUACCAGGAAGAGAGUGUUACAUACUCCACCAUGAAUGUCAGAAGUGCUAGAAGAUCAAAACACCAAGCUGCUGUGGAGGAUGCCUCUGCACUGUACAGCACCGUUAACAAACAUCGCAGAGUGUGAACACAGCCUGGAGCUGCUGUGUGUUUCAUCAGGCU
This is a messenger RNA of Maylandia zebra (zebra mbuna), 2374 nucleotides long. NCBI's taxonomy places the organism in Eukaryota, Metazoa, Chordata, Actinopteri, Cichliformes, Cichlidae. The record is from RefSeq and is a predicted model, not a curated record.